This is a messenger RNA of Athalia rosae (coleseed sawfly), 2791 nucleotides long. Its product is annotated as transmembrane channel-like protein 5. NCBI's taxonomy places the organism in Eukaryota, Metazoa, Arthropoda, Insecta, Hymenoptera, Athaliidae. Gene Ontology annotation, cellular component: plasma membrane. Bases 73 to 2184 code for a protein of 703 amino acids. The record is from RefSeq and is a predicted model, not a curated record. Gene Ontology annotation, molecular function: mechanosensitive monoatomic ion channel activity. The transcript is spliced from 11 exons.
CAGAGUAACCCAGACAAGAUCACUUGAAAAGUAGAACGUCACGCAAGAAAACAAAAAAUAAAUUAACAUCUUAUGCUUAUGAUACUGAAUGAAAUUUCAAUGGACAAUCAGCAACAUCCAAACCAUGGGGAAACAAGAGCCAAUUCGCCGAUAGAAUGGGGUUCAAGAACGAAUGGCAAACAAUGGAAAUUAGGGUCUAGACAGGCUUCUGUACAGCGCAAACAUGCACAGCAUGCAAGGCACUUGCCAUCCAGAAACUUGGCUUCUUUGGCUGAGGAAAAAAGAUUUGGAAUUGGCUCUGCACUUCCAUAUGCUACCUUGCGUGCACACAGACAUCCGAUGUCACCUACCGAAGCACAUGCAACAAAUAUAGUUAGCCAUAUGGAAAUAGACGAUGAACUGAUGCUGAAUGAUCCAAUUUCGGAGUCACUCAGAAUCGAAAUGUUACGAGACAUGCCACAGUGUCUCACUGUCAAACGAUCGAUAAGAGCCAAACUGGCAAUGUCGGUUAAUGAGAAGAAAAAGAAGAAGCUUGUCGGCGUUUGGAAACAAUUGAAGUAUGAGAUUAGCUUCAGUUUUACCAAGAUAAAUAUGGCCAUGCGUGAAGUUGCAUCUACCAUGGAGGUGUGGUAUUAUCCGAUCAAAGCAAUCGAAGGUCAUUUUGGUAGUGGGGUUGCCACGUACUUCAAGUUUUUGAGAUGGCUAUUUAUUUUCAAUAUCAUUUGCUGUGUAAUGAGUGUGGCGUUCAUUGUGCUACCGCAGUCUUUGGUACAGGUUCAUUCCAACGAUGUUUUCACUGGAUGGGAAAUCUUUACUGGAACUGGGGUUUUUACAAAUUCAAUUAUGUAUUAUGGGUUUUAUACGAACAGUACUGUCUCUAGUGACUUUGGUUCAGCAUACAGCAUUCCAUUGGCCUAUUUGAUGACGUUGUUCUGUUGUUAUUCUUUCACAUUUGUUGUGCUUUCAAUCAAAGUCGCGAGAUCAUAUCGUAAGAACUAUAUUGAAACUGCUGGUGGUCUUACUAAUGUGUAUGCAAGCAAGGUAUUCUGUGGAUGGGAUUUUGGCAUUGCUUCCUACAGGGCGGCAAAUCUAAGAUCUGCCAUCAUUUAUGGUGAACUUAAAGAAUUGCUAGGGGAAUCCCGGAAACGUUUACAUCGGGACUGUGCUCCUAGAAGUUAUGUGCUGAUUAUUCAAAUAGCUAUGACUGCUCUGGUGAUUUCAGUUAUGUCUGGCACAGGAAUAAUGCUAUGGAUUUUACUGAAUAGAUUUGAAGUGGAUCCUAAUAAUUCACUCAUUAAUAUGGUUGUGCCUUUGGCUAUAACAAUCAUCAUGAACGUGUAUCCGGCGUUUUUCUCUUGGCUGGUUCAAUUUGAAGGGUAUAGCAACAAGCGCAUAGCUCUUUAUGUGACAAUGAUAAGAACAUAUGUAAUGGAAGUAGUGAUCAUUGGAAUCCUUUUAGUCUUUUGGUUGAUAUACGCUACGCAAAGUUGCUGGCAAACUGAAUUUGGUCAGGAAAUUUAUCGCCUCAUUAUCGCCGAUUUUAUAGUAUCCAUCAUGGGUACAUUUAUAGCCCAAUCGAUUAGAUCAAAGUUACAUCUGAUGGCGUGGAGAAAGAUCGGUGCACCAAGAUUUGAUAUUGCUCGUAAUACCUUAAAUCUAACUUACAAUCAAACCUUGUUUUGGAUAGCAUUUUACUUUAGUCCACCGAUGUCUGUGAUUGUAAUUAUCAAAUUUGUUCUGAUCUUUCAUCUCAAGAAAUAUGGUGUUCUAAAUCAUUGUGAACCACCAUCAAGAUCUUGGAGAGCUGCGCAAACACAAACUUUAUUUUUGGCAUUAGCUUUUCUAUCAAUGGUUGGCAUUCUCAUAGUAUUAGGAUACGUCAUAACCAGUGUGCCGUCUCAAGAAUGUGGACCUUUCCGUGGUUACAAAUAUACUUGGGAGAUGAUUGUGGAAGGAGUCCUACAGUGGAGGCGAGAUAAUCAAUUUUGGGUUAUUAUUACCACACUUGCAAGACCAGGUGUGGGCGCUGGGCUACUAAUUGCCAUGUGCGUUGCUGUUUACUAUUUGCGAGCAAAAGCAGAUGCUAGGAAAGAAAUGAUAGAAAUCAUACGGGGGAUGUUGAUCUUGGGAGCAUAUGACAAAGAAUUCCUUCUAAGUGGUAUAUCCAAGGUGGCAGAUGAAUGAGUACUGAAUCACAACAGCUAGAUACCAUCACAGCAACCAAUUUAGCAAAUCAAUCAGGGCUGUGACUUGAAAACCUCUUCAUGUGGCCGCCGUUACAGUAGAUUGAGUACAGCAUGGCAUUCUUACAGAUAUCGAUAGUAUGCAUAAUCCUUCAAAAAGCCAGAUUUUAACAGAAAAAAUUACACAAACCCACGGUUUCAUGGAACAGGAUUGAUGAAAAUUUUACAAAUCAUAUUUAUACAGUUGAUAUCUACUUUGUCAAUAUUCAGCCACCGUCUAUUAGGUUUACUACAUUAGAUGAAAAUAUCGUAUUACCAUUACCUAUAAAGUUGUGAAACGACUUACAAUUAUUACUCGUCAGUAUUGCUUACAGUGUAUGGUUUUAUAUUGAUAAAGUCCGGAGCGUGGGACGUUGUUCUAUACCAUGUAUUUGAAAUAUAUUUUAUUGAAUAAUCAAUAUGUAAGAUUUGGUAGUAACGUCGAAUUAAUUUAUUAAAUAUCAAUAAUUUAUCGUAAUAUUGUGCAUCAUAAAAGAUUGCGAUGCUAUCCUAAUGUAAACAUGGCAAGACUAAAUAUUUAAUUGUUGAUAAAACUGAGUCUAACUGAA